AUGAUUGCACUCCCUAACACCGAACUGAUUGCACAGCACCCCAUCGGAGAGCGGUUAGACGGCUUCCGCGACGCGCUUCAGUCACAAUGUGACGAGCUGAGCCUUUCUGGACUGAAGAAUCAUCAGUCGCGAAUCGCCCGGCUAGUGGAAACCUCAGACAUCAAAGAACUGGUCCUUGAUCUAGUCCUCGAUCUAGUCCUUGUCUUGCAAAGGGCUCCACUGGCCCGCAAACUCCCUUCCCCUAGCGGCGCCGGAACGCUUUUGCGAGAUCUCUUCAGCCUCGGUACCCGAAUUGAAUCCGCCGACUUCGAUGCAACAUCAUUCAUUCCCUUGUUCGAACACAUCGACAGGCAUGCAUCCGAUGAAGAGAUCUGCACAGCUCUUUUCGCGCUUCUUGCGAGUUACACCACGGACCCCCCAACCGUCUUCAGCAAAGUGCCCCUCGACACGCCUCUCAAGUCCACCUCCUCCUCCCAGCACGCCGACGAACAGACUCAUGACGAUAUCGACGAGCGCAUACUGCAAGAGAUCAACGGUUGCGUCUACAGGGAUACUGGUGGCUUUUAUGGAAAAUACUUCGAAGAGAAGGAGUGGUCGGCUGACGCGUACCGUAUAACACAAAUGGCGAAUCCACAAGUGCGAAGUGGUCGCUGGACAGAAUAUCCAACAGUCCCGUCGCAGGACGCUUUCUUCGACUGGUUCUGGGGAUUCCAAAGCGGAUUUCUCUGCAGAGGACGCAGCAUGUUCUAUGCGUCUCCAGACCACCCGUUGGCCGGCUCCGACUGCAAGCGCAAGCCAGACCUUUUCCUCGCCCCCACCAACGUUUCCAAACACGGCGGCAAGUACAACUGGGCAGAUGUACGCGUGAUCGGAGAGCUCAAACAGAGCGAAAUACGAGGAAAGUACACGGAAGAGCUGCUCAAGUUCACUGGACACGCUCGGGAGGUGUUCGCCGCUCAACCGACGAGGCGAUUCCUCCAUGGCUUCGUUAUCCGCGGAUCUAUCAUGGAGCUUUGGGUAUUCGAUAGAUCAGGGCUAUACGGUAGCAAAAAAUUCGACAUUCACAAGGACCCGCGUCGAUUCAUCCAAAUCAUGUUCGGUUACACGAGGAUGAGUGACGAAGAAUUGGGCAUGAACACGUACAUCAAAGAGGACAAAGAGGGCAAAUAUAUUGUACUUGAAGAGGAGACUAAGAAGGACCGCGUCUAUCUGGAAGACACACCGAUCGCAUUUCAGCGGGCCAUCGUAUGCAGAGGCACUGCCUGUUAUCGAGCGAAGAAGCGCGGUUCUCAGCGAUGGCAAUAUGUUGUCAAAUUUGCCUGGCGGUCGGACAAGAGGCAGGCUGAGGGAGAGUUGUUAAAAUUGGCAAAAGAAAGGAAUGUCUGGGGCGUUGCAAAGCUGACAGAUCACCACGAUCUAGACGCGAUAGCUGAGCUGCGGAGCGGGUUGAAAUUCGGAAAGCCUCAAACAUUCAGGUCGGCACGGCGAGACUCGAUCAACCAGAGCCGUUCAAGAACACAAAGCAGCCUGCUAGCGAAUGCCUUAGGGAUCAGUCUAACGCCUCGUAACUCAUCAUCGUCCGCCCAGAAGCGGAAAAGGGCAGAAGAAAAACCUAUGGCGCCUCCACCGAAACGGUCCAGGUCGGGAAGCUGCAGACGAUCACGCAGCACAGGAUUAGUCACUGCGCAGACGGAUAUUGCUGUUGGAGGCGCCAGCAAUUAUGUCGACAAGAACUCCGACGUGAACAGUCUCACGGCUCCUGAUGUUCAGGACGAUGGACUUUUCGAAAAUCGAAUAUUCUCUUGCCUGAUUACCUCCCCUCCAGGGCGUCCUCUUCGCGAGUUCACCUCAGUCCACGAAUUUCUUGAGGCAUGUCGCGACUUUGUCAAAGCACACAGAUCUCUGUACUGCGACGGAAAGAUACUUCAUCGUGAUAUUUCUGAAAACAACAUCAUUAUCACGGACGCAGAGUGGAAAGAAGACCCUACAGGCAUGAUUAUCGACUUGGAUCUGGGGAAAGAGCUUGACGGAGGCCCGAGCGGAGCGAGACAUCGAACUGGCACCAUGGAAUUCAUGGCAAUCGAGAUUCUGGAAGGCAAACCGCAUACGUACCGGCAUGACUUGGAGUCGUUUUUCUACGUCUUCGUGUGGAUUAUCAGUCAAGCAAGGGACAAGGCUUUGCUGAAGACAAGCCGGCUUCGACGUUGGUAUGCAGGAAGCUACGACCAAACCGCGGAAAUAAAAAGAGGGCAUAUGGAUAAAAAGGCGUUUCAAGGCAUCCUUGCCGAGUUCCCGCAAGCUUUUCACGGUCUUAAAGGCUUGGCCGAAGAGCUCCGCAGACUAUUGUUUCCAAUCCGAGAGGAAGCGUUGUUUACGGGGACCUACCACGACCCCGAAAGGCUGUACCAACCGAUGAUAGAUGCUUUUGAGAGGGCAAUCGUCGGCUAUGAGGGGAGUCGCAAUGAGGAUUAUUGA
Messenger RNA from Trematosphaeria pertusa, 2475 nucleotides. RefSeq lists its product as uncharacterized. Lineage: Eukaryota; Fungi; Ascomycota; Dothideomycetes; Pleosporales; Trematosphaeriaceae. Gene Ontology annotation, biological process: protein phosphorylation. The transcript is spliced from 2 exons. The record is from RefSeq and is a predicted model, not a curated record. The coding region runs from base 1 to 2475 and encodes 824 amino acids. Gene Ontology annotation, molecular function: protein kinase activity; ATP binding.